Populus nigra (black poplar) is the source of this 2591-nucleotide messenger RNA. RefSeq names its product disease resistance protein RGA2-like. Lineage: Eukaryota; Viridiplantae; Streptophyta; Magnoliopsida; Malpighiales; Salicaceae. The transcript has a single exon. Bases 78 to 2588 code for a protein of 836 amino acids. Gene Ontology annotation, biological process: defense response to other organism. Gene Ontology annotation, molecular function: ADP binding. The record is from RefSeq and is a predicted model, not a curated record.
GAAUUCACUCUCAUCUCAAUCUCUUUUCUUCCCAUCAAUUCUCCUAUCACUCAAUUCUCUUCACUGACAAAAAAAACAUGGCAGAAUCUUUUGCAGCCGAGAUUGCAAAAUCCCUUUUAGGGAAGUUAGGCUCUUUGGCUGUCCAGGAAUUUUGUUUGGCAUGGGGACUUGAAGCUGACCUUGCACGUCUUGAAGAGAGAUUGUCAGCCAUCAACGCAGUGCUGUCUGAUGCGGAGAAGCAACAAUCAAGGAACGACAAGAUUCGGCUCUGGCUCCAAACGCUCAGAGAAGUCUUGUAUGAUGCGGAGGACGUGCUGGAUGAAUUUGAGUGCGAGACUUUGCGAAGGCAGGUGGUGAAAACUACGGGCAGCACCAGCAGUAAGGUACGACGCUCUCUUGGUCUAAGUUCUAAUAUGAUUGCAUUCCGUUUAAGAAUGGGUCAUAAGAUAAAGAGCAUCAUAGAAAGACUAUCUGAGAUUUCAUCUCUUAAGUCUGACUUCAACCUCCACGAGCAUCCUAAUGAUUAUAGUAGUGUCCUGCAUGAGGAAAUAGUGAUGAACCGAUCCUUUGAGAGCUUUUUCGGUCUUAUUGGAAGAGAUGGAGACACAGAACGCGUCAUCAACCUUUUAGUAGAACCUUUAAGAGAUGGUGAUGCACAUCCCCUUGUCCUUCCGAUGGUUGGAAUGGGAGGCUUGGGGAAGACUGCUCUUGCCAAAUCGGUGUAUGAUAAUGAAAUUGUAAAAGCUCAUUUCGAACUGAAAAUGGAGGCAUGCGUUUCCGAUAGUUUUUCCUUAAAACUAGUGAUACCAAAAAUCAUUAAAUCUGCAACUGGGGAAAUAUGUGCAAAUCUGGAUGAGGGUGAACUAAGACAAAAACUUGUAACAGUUUUGGAUGGUAGGAAAUACUUGCUUGUCUUAGAUGAUGUUUGGAAUGAAGAUCCUCAAAAAUGGUUGUUGUUGAAGCCUCUGUUAUCAAAAGGUGCGUUUGGAAGUAAAAUCUUAGUAACCACCCGCAGUCAACGUGUUGUUGAGAUUAUGGGUACAGUUACUCCAUACAACCUAACUCUUCUGGGUCAAAGGGAUUGUUUGUCGUUGUUUUACAAGUGUGCAUUCAAGGAAAGGCAAAUGGAGUUGUAUCCAAAUUUAGUUGAAAUUGGGAAAGAUAUAGUGGGAAAAUGCAAGCAAAUUCCUUUGGCAGUGAUUAACUUGGGGACUCAACUGUAUGGUAAAACUGAUGAAAAAGAGUGGGAAUCGGUGAGAGAUAGUGACAAGUGGGAGGAGAAGGGAGAUGGUAUUUUACCUGCUUUGAAGAUAAGUUAUCAACGACUGCCGACUCACUUGAAAAGAUGCUUUCUUUAUUCUUCCAUUUUUCCAAAAGAUCAUCUCUUCUCGGAUCUUGAAUUGGUUCAAUUUUGGAUGGCGCAUGGACUCAUUCAAUCAUCAAAUCCAAAUGAGAACUUGGAAGAUGUUGGCUUGCGUUAUGUGCGUGAGUUGAUCUCAAAAUGUUUCUUCCAAGAUUACGAGGAUUGGAUUUUUGGAGCUUUAUUUAAAAUGCAUGAUUUAAUGCAUGAUCUUGCAUCAUCGUUGGCUCAAAAUGAGUAUUCAAUCAUAAGCUCUCAAAACCACCAAAUUUCCAAAACCACCCGUCAUUUGUCAAUUCUCGACUCUGAUUCAUUUUUUCAUCAAACUCUUCCUAAGUUCACAAAUAAAUUACCUCAUGUGCGGUCAAUACUCUUUGCAACUAGCCUAGAGGCUCCUAGAUGCAAAACAGACUUUGAGAAGUGCUUGUCGGAAUUUAAGCAUUUGCGGUCUUUGGAAUUGAUGGAUGGUUCUGAAUUUGAAUCUUUGCCGGAGAAGAUUGGUGCCUUGAAACAUUUGAGAUAUCUAAGUUUUGCCGGGUAUUCAAAAAUGAAAAGACUCCCAAAAUCCAUUUUCAAAUUACAAAAUUUGCAAGCUCUGCUUGUAGGUGCAAAAGGAUUAGAAGAGCUGCCCAAAGAUAUCAGGUACAUGAUCAACCUUAGAUUCUUAUUUCUGGUCACUAAUCAGAAGCGGUUCCUAGAAGGUGGGAUUGGGUGCUUGGAGUGUCUUCAAACUUUAUUCAUUGUUCGAUGUAAAAAUCUAGAAUUUUUGUGCGACGAUAUGCAAGGUCUUAGAAGUCUUCGUAAAUUGGUUAUUGCUGGAUGUGAAAGUCUAAUUUCUUUGCCGCAAAGCAUGAAAUCCCUAACUGCACUGGAGGAAUUGUAUAUUUGCGAUUGUGAAAAGCUUAAUUUAAUGAUGACAGAGGAAGAGAAAGAAAAAAAAAUUCAACCACUUUCCCUUCGGAUUGUAUUUUUUGGAUGGUUAACAACAACAAUUACACUACCAAAACAGCUUCUUGAAGGAUCUAAGGACUCCUUACAAACAUUUAUCAUCGGAGAUUGUCCAAGCAUUAUAGAAUUGCCAGAGUGCGUCAGCAAUUUAAAGAAACUUCAAAAACUACAGAUCAGACAUUGUCCAAGGUUAAGCAAAAGGUGUCAAAGGGGAACGGGAGAAGAUUGGCAGAAGAUCGCUCAUAUCCCUAGAAUCGAGGUUGACCUUGAUGACAGCUAAUUA